ACUAUAAACGAUGUCACGGUGUAAAAUGUUAACGAUUAAAGAACGCAAACCGGAACAAAUCCGUAAACGGAGACAAAGGAGACUGGUUAUCUGGCUAAGACGAAGGAAACGAAGGAAGUUUGGUCUGUGCGAUGGCUUCGCUGGCUACGUAUGCAGGUGGAUCAGCUAGCUAGCAGCGGAACCGGCGUCUCGGAAAACCUUAGGCGAACGGGAGGUGCCGGAAAGGAUGGAAACACCGCCCGGAAGCUCACACGCCAGACUGCGCACAGAUAAACCAGGGACUUUAUACAGACUGCUGGGACAAAACAAGGCGAAUAAUCAGAGACAGGUGCAGGCAGUGAUAAGAGCGGGGGUUCCUGAGGGAGCUGCAGCAAGACAACAGAAGGAGAACGCCGCCUCAGCAGUAUGAGGAACGGCGCAGCCUUCCUGGAAUUCCUAAUUAAAUAAGAGAUGCAUCGCGGAAAUUUAGCGCGUCCCACUGGAGGCUGCAGAACAUCGUACAGGAGUCCAUGGACAGCUCGGACGAGGAGUUCUUCGAUGCCCGAGCACUCAAGACCCGAGUGUCUCACCGCGCGUGGUCGCGCAGCUGUCGGAGUGCACAUGUUAUGGAGGGGAAGACAGCCAUCCUGCUGGAGAUGAGCCAGUGGAACUCGAACGAUCUGGUGGAGCAAAUUGAGACCCUGGGACACCUGGAGCGCUCACGAGAAAGCCUGUACAGACUGAGACACCCUCGUUGUGCACCACAGAGCAGUGUAGAUGGUCUGGAGGACAUGGAGAGGAAAUGCCGAACGCAGCUGUUGAUCCUGGUUGUUCACGGAGGUCACAUUCUAGACUCUGGAGGUGGUGACGCAGGUGGGAAGGCAGGAGACGCCGCGACGCUGGCGUCGGUGCUGGAGCGGGUGGCACGCGCUCACUUUCAGGAAGCAGCGGACAGUAUGCUAGUGCGCUUGGUGCCCUGCCCUCCCGUGUGUGCUGAAGCCUUUUCGCUCGUCUCUCACUUGAAUCCGUACAGCUACGACGAGAGCUGCGUUUGCAGUAGUGUGGAUCACCUGCCGUUGGCCGCUCUGCCCAUCCUCGCCAUCGCCGCUCCUCAGUACCAGGACGCCGUGGCCGUGGUGAUCGCUCAGGCCAAUCGGGUGUAUCACGACUUCCUCCAGUCACCUGAGGGGCUGGGCUUCACUGGGCAGGUUUGCUUGGUGGCUGACUGUGUUGGCGGAGUGCUGUGUUUCGACGCACUGUGUUUUAGUGGUGACAAGCGGCACGGAAGUCCCACGACGAACACUACAAACUACAGCACUGAGAGCCUCAAGGAGAAGCCAGGAAUGAUGAGCAGUCUGAGUCCCACGCUGAGGAGCAGCAAGCGCUUAAGUAAGAGCAACAUCGACGUUUCAGCACUAUGCCAGUCAGCGCCAGCCCUCUACCGUCCACUCAUUCGCAAGCAGAGCGACUCGUGUGACACGGACAUUGCUGGGAGUCAGAGAGAGGUCUUCUUCAGCAGUCUGUCUCAGGAUGAGCAGAUAAACUCCGCACAGGCUCAGUACCCAGGCUGCUUCGACUUUGAGGUUUCAGACUGCUUUCUGCUGGGCUGCCCACUGGGACUGGUGCUCGCCAUGAGGAGAACCGUGCUGCCGGCUGUUCAGAUUGCCCAGUUGCGUCCAGCCUGCUCGCAAAUCUUCAAUCUAUUCUACCCGUCUGACCCGUCUGCCUCACGUCUGGAGCCCCUGCUGUACCCGCCUCUCACCCAGCUGCCCCCCUUCACUGUGUCACGCUACCAGCGCUACCCAUUGGGCGACGGGCGCUCCACUCUCAUAGCCGACACCGUGGUUAAACAGCCGCUGGAAGGAAGCGCUGAAAUCGUUCCGUCUGCGUGCUGCAAGACGGCGAGUGAUGGAACAUCUUCCGACGCCGGGGCCAAGGACAGUCAGCCAGAGCGUACCAUCUCACAGCUAUGUAGCAGGUGGUGGGGUUUUAAGCGGCUGGACUAUGUGCUCUACUGCCCCGACGUGCUCACCGCGUUCCCCACCGUAGCGCUGCCUCAUCUGUUCCACGCUUCAUACUGGGAGUCUACAGACGCUGUGGCCUUCAUCCUCAGACAGGUGCUGCGCUGUGACUGUUUGAAGGCAGGUGAAGCAGACUGCUGCGACUCGAUGCCCAUCUCCCCGUCCAGCCCUCGAGAGAAGUGGCUCCGCAGAAGAACACACGUCAAACUGCGGAACGUGACGGCUAACCACAGAGUACACGAUGUGAUCGCGACAGAGGACGGGCCUCAGACGCUGGUGGGAAGGUUCAUGUACGGCCCUCUGGACAUGGUCACCCUGACGGGAGAGAAGGUGGAUGUGUUUUUGGCGACGCAGCCCGGAUCAGGACGCUGGGUGCUGUUCGACACCGAGGUAACCACCAGCAGCGGUCGCAUCACCUACACCAUUCCCAAAAACAAGCGACUCUCGGUUGGCGUCUACCCCAUCAAAAUGGUGGUCAAAGGCGACCAGACGAGCGCAGAGGCAUUCCUCACUGUGCUGCCGCGAGGAAUGGAGUGUGUGGUGUUCAGCAUCGACGGCUCCUUCGCUGCCAGCGUCUCACUCAUGGGUAGUGACCCUAAAGUCCGCCCUGGAGCUGUAGAUGUGGUUCGGCACUGGCAGGACCUCGGGUACCUGAUCAUCUACAUCACCGGUCGGCCCGACAUGCAGAAGCAGAGGGUGGUGUCGUGGCUCUCGCAGCACAACUUCCCCCAGGGCAUGGUGUUUUUCUCCGAGGGGCUCGUCCACGACCCCCUGCGCCAGAAAACCAUCUUCCUCAGGGGCCUCAUCAAGGAGUGUCACAUUAAGAUCGGCGCGGCGUACGGCUCUAUGAAGGACAUGUCCGUGUACAGCGCUCUGAGCUUGGAGGCCUCGCAGAUCUACAUCGUGGGAAGACCAUCCAAGAAACACCAGCACCAGUGCCAGUUCCUGAGUGAGGGUUACGCUGCUCACCUCUCAGCUCUGGAGUUCGAGCACGGCUCGCGUCCCAAGAAGAACCGCAUGAUCCUGCGCCAGGGCUCGUUCGGAAUCUCGUCCAAACCCGAUUUCCUGUCUCCGUCGCCCGAUUUCUUGACGUGUAAGCGCACGCCGCUGCUGCGCCGAGCCAUGUCCAUGCAGCAGGCGUCUCCGCCCUCUUCGUCGUCCUCCACGCCCAAACCAGAGCGCGCUCAGAGCCAGCCCGAGAGCCACAGGGACGGCCCCGAGAUCCGCAUCGAACUUGAUGAUGAGGAUCCGGAAGCAGGAGGUUUUACAGCUGUGCUGUGAGGGAAAUGUGAUCGCUUGGUGGGAUUGGGGGGGGGGGGGGGACGGGGACAUGGGAUAUUGUGUUUGUGGUAAGAUGAGCAUUUAUUUUUCAUUUUAAUUGAGGUUAUGGGAAAUGUUGCAUCCUUUUAUCAAACCUUUUAACAUUCAGAGUUUUGUCCACAGAGAAACACUACAUGUCGUUAGCUUCUCUGCCUGCCGGCCGGCCACACUCCCAAAACAACACCACUGGAAGCUUAUCUGUUCGACAGAGACGUCCAGGGAAGCUCCUGUCAGUCGUUAAACCUUUCCUUCGCCGAUGUUUUGCAGCAGUCUGCAGGCGAACAGUAAUGUGUUGCUCAGUGUCGAGCAGCAGGCUACCAUUUAUUACUGCGGACAAGCUGAGAGGCUCAUUUACUUAGAGAGCUCCCGUUCGGUUUGUGCUGACGCACUCGAGCUGCUCUGCGUCACUCUGUCGCUCCACUAGCGUCCGCAUCCUGAAUAAGCCAAUCAGCACCAUAAAGCCAGAAGGUCGUAAGAAAGCGCCUCUCGCUUUCUUUGUGAGCUCUGUUCCGACUGAGGGGAAUGAUUGGCGGUAUUGUCUCUGUUCAAUCUGCCCAGAGUCACUUGGUCUCCCGAGGCUCUGUUGACCACACGGUGGGAUAAUGGCACCUUUAUAUCGGGCAGAUUGAGUUAUUUUCUCACAGCAGCUAUUACGGCACUCUGCUUAUUCUCCAUUCUACAUCACAAUCUAAAGUUUACAUAAAAAAAUUUAUAUAUAUAUAUAUACCUUCGUAUCAGUGAAAAAAAUAAUAGAAGGUUUGUUUAAAAUACUUUAUACAGGCAGGUGGUACUCUGGAAGGAAGUGAAGUCCACAAACAUUUAAAAAAUGACUAUAGAAUCCAUAUACAGCACAUCCUGUAUGUUCCCUAUGGACUUGAUGCCCCACCCCACAAAAAAGUUUUUUUUUUUUUGUCUUUAAUUUUUUAUAUAAAAACGUUAUUUUUUUUGUUGCAUUGUUUAUUGCAAAUUCUUUCUACAGAAUCUCUACUUGGUACAGUGCAUGCGUCCCAGAGCUUAAUGCGUGUCAGGGUUUGUUUAGAGAGAGAAAAAAAAUUAAAUUAAUCGACUCAGUUGUUUUCAUUUGACUCGCCUUUGUAGAGCCAAAGGUGUUUUUAGUAGACAAAUGAAAAAUGAGAAAUAAAAAAAAAGAGGACGAGUAUAGAGGCCAAGUGCCUUUUCUGUACAUGGCUGUGUGUGGAAUCACACGACCAGCUAGCCGAGUCUCUGAAGCGUGUCUGUGGUAGCGUCGCAAUCCGGACGGAACGGUCCAUCGUCGUUGUUGUUGUUGUUGUUUUUGUUUUUUUUCCAGAAAUCCAGAUGCAGACGUACAUUUAAGUCGGAACUCUUAAACGGGGGUCCCAUGGACGUCUCCGUGUUCGUCGUUCGUUAGCAACAAGCUAGCGAGGUCACUGUGCUGAGUGACGUAUAUGUACGUGCUCAGAAACGGCCGAGCGUACGGUCAGCGUCACGGAUGCUUCUAGAUUUGCGUGGUGAUCACCGAUACGCCGAUACACCGGUUCAUUUAAACGCUGUACAUUUAAAGUGCUGCUUUGUGUACUGUUCCUGCUGCGAGCAGCCAUGUCGAUUUGAAUCGUGACGCCGAGGAGACCGUCCCGGAUUCCCGGGUAGGAAUUCCAAGCCGAGGGGGCGUUUUCUUUCGUUUUUUUUUUUUCGCCAGUCGGAGGUCGGAAACGACGAGCGGCGACGUCCAGUCGAACGCGGUGUUCGAUCGCUGACGAACGGCGACAGCGGCAGGGGACGCGAUCGACGGAGAAACCUUCAGACUCGAAAGCGGGAUCAGCGGGAUAAAUCCUCACUCAGUUUUUAGGUGCAAGUCUACAGUGUCGAAUUGAAGUUAAGGAACUGAACUUCAGCGUGUCAACGUGACAAAGUGGUCAGUUCUGAGUUCUGUACAGACUAGUCUUUCGCCGUCAUCGUGUACGUCGUAGGAACGGACAGUAACGCCAGUCAUCGUUCUCUCAUUCAGCACGUGCAUGUUCUCAUUCGUGACCUUGUCCUGAAACGCACAAAAACGACGACAGGACCGAAUCGAAAUCCCCGCCGUUUCGAGUAACACGGGGUCGCGAUUCAGCCGAGGGAGAUAUCUCCGCCGGUCGGGGUGAAGGCGAUGCACGUGAUCGUUGAAACGAACGCAGCAUCGUGACCGACGCGGCGAGGCCGAGAGCCCCUGAGGGCGAUAACGGAGAGCGGGAUGUUUUAUCUGCGUCCGCAGAUCAGAUCGCGAGCUGUGCCUGAGGCUCAUUACGUACGAGGCGUUCAUGUUUUCUGCUGGCUGCAGUCGUGAUCUUUUGUGAAGGUAACUGCGUGCUCGAGCGCCGGCCCCGGCUCUAUUUAUAGCAGCGCGGCAGUGACAGCCCUGUAUUUGUUCCGAUUAUUCGCCGGCCUUGCCGUCCGUCCUCAGUGCUAUUUCAGCCGAGUUUACAAAACCGUCCUUUGUUCCAGAAAAUUCUGAAUCGCCUCCGCGUGUCUCUCACACUCGAAAAACAACAGCAUUGCACAGUGUGUGUUUACAUAUUAGAUGUAUAUAUUAGAUGUACGUGCUGCCGUACACACAGCUGCAGCAUGUAACACGUCCCGAGUCACGCGUGUAUCUGUUACGUGCAGUCGGUACCAACUUGUAGUAAACUGUAGUUUUGCUAGCAGUGAGAGAACGCUGUGUGUGUGUGUGUGUGAGUGUGUGUGUGUCCUGUAACAUAUUGUAUAUAAUUGUAUAGAAUUUAAACGAGCGUGUUGUUGGAAUAUGGUGUCUUUUUGUAAAAGAAAAAAAAAAAAAAAAAAGCAAGCUAUUGAACAUGAAUGAUGUAACAGUGUAAUCUUUAAUAAAGGUCAUGUGGAUUAGAACGUCUGGUCGUUUGUCUGUCUGCAAGUUGUUUUUUUAAGCAGACACACGGUGGGUGGGUUUGCGAAUCUUUCCGGCCUUCCAGAGACGCCGCGAGCGAGCGGAACCGGACACCGCACGGUACGCGACGCCGCUGUUUUUACCCCUCGCUUCUUUCAAAAAUGUCAUCGUCAUUGUUUACGAUAAAAGCGCAUAACCGUUACUGUUAGGAAACGGUGCCGUGCAUAAGUAUUCACCCCCGUUAAACUGUCACACAGGUUGUCGCGUCACAACCUGGAACUGAAACGGAUUUAACCGAGGUCGUAAGUUUACGUACGUCUUGCGGAAGCUGCAAAACGUUCAUCGUUUUUAAAAACUCAUUUCCAAACAUUUUUUUAUUAUUAUUAUUAUUCAGUCCUGCCCUGAAUCAGCUGUUUCACACAACAGACGUUUCCAUAUAAUCCACAUAGAGACACAGUAAUAACUACUACUUCUUUAUUAUUCUUUAACACUUUGCAGAUGUGAAGACGCGCGUAAACUUAUGACUCCGGCUGUAAACAUCUCGUGAUAUUGGAGUGAGGCCUUUCAGGACCAGGCGUAGUUAUAUCGAAAUCACGUGACGCUUUAAUUGUACACGUGUAGACGCCGUUCAGUUUAUGAUGUGCUUUCCGGUUGCAUGAGAAUUAAUUUAAGGGGUUCACACCAACGGGGGUGGGGAACUAUUUUGACAAAUUUAUCCUAUUUUGUGACACAAUCCUAACCGAGUGCAUUUAAGAGGGGUGAAUACUUACGCACAGUAUCUAUUAAUAGAUCGCAGGUUCUCAGAAUGAACGUCGGGUCACGUUAAAAUCAUCAGUAUGGUUAAAGAGCCGAGCGCGAGUCGGUAGCGUUCCCAUCAGGACACACGUCUGAUAGUUUUAUGAGCAGCUGCAGUGAAGAAUAAGUUUGUUUAUGUCUGCGUUGCGUCGCGUGUUCAUCGUUGCAUGUAGACAUUAGGGAUAAUACGAAGAAAUUUAGAUUAUAUCUCUCUUUUCCACAUUGCUCGUACUUUCACUCGGUCA
Molecule: messenger RNA, 7220 nt
Organism: Ictalurus punctatus (channel catfish)
Lineage: Eukaryota; Metazoa; Chordata; Actinopteri; Siluriformes; Ictaluridae
Gene: plrdgb
Product: PITP-less RdgB-like protein
Exons: 20
Coding region: 510-3281 (923 amino acids)
Biological process (GO): phospholipid transport
Cellular component (GO): cytoplasm
Molecular function (GO): phosphatidylcholine intramembrane carrier activity; phosphatidylinositol transfer activity; metal ion binding
Source: RefSeq, a predicted model, not a curated record